AUGGUGCUCGGUGCUUACGUCGUGGCUGACUGGCCAGAGCACGUAGACCGAGGAAAACUGGGAUCCAAGCCUUUCUCAAUCAGAAGGGUUAUUCCAGGAGAUGAGAGCACCGUCAUGUUUCCUGGUGACUCCGUUAUUACAGUGCAGCUGACUGAGGAAGAUAAAGUUGAAGAUGAUGUAGUUUUUUACUUGGUCUUCACUGGGUCAACUGUCCAACACUGCACAAGCACGAGAAAGAUUAAUCCUGGGAGUCUGGAGACAAUUUCUCCUGGCCAUGACUGCUGUGAAACAGUGAAGGUGGCACUCUGUGCCUCUAGAGAAGGUCAUCCUGUUCUGGUUGUGGCAGAAGAGAGUUUCCAGUUUGUCCAGGAUGAAGCCUACGACGCCGCCCAGUUUCUGGCCACCUGCGCUGGCAACCAGCAGGCACUGAACUUCACCCGGUUCUUGGACCGGUCGAGACCACCCGCUGCCGAUGUGGACUUUUUGGAUGAGAAAGUGGCUCUGGCGUUUCGACACCUGAAACUACCAGCAGAAUGGAACGUGCUGGGAGCGGACCAGUCCCUGACCGAGAACAUCCCUCGGGAAACACUGAUGCAUUUUGCGGUGAGGCUGGGUCUGCUGCGGCUGACAUGGUUUCUCCUCCAGCAGCCUGGUGGAAGAGGAGCUCUCAGCAUCCACAACACCGAAGGGGCAACGCCAGUGAGCUUGGCCUUGGAGAGGGGCUACCAGAAGCUGCACCAGCUUUUGACAGAAGAGGAAGCCAAGGAACCGGACUCCUGGAGCACCUUGUCCCACACGGUGCACUCGGGGGACUACAGUGUGAAGCACCACCGCGGCCUCGACGUUUACAUGCUGACAGCUGAAGCCAAGGAAGGGGUAGCCGCCAGCUUGGAGAGUGACAUACAGCACCUUCGGAUGCACAUGCAGAGCCACCAGCACACGAGUUUAAGGCAGCAGACACAGCCCGUACUGGGAGAUUCUGGAGACAGCUGUGCUAAAGGAGUGGAGCCAGAUGGUCACCCAGCCACUAAUUCUCAGAGCCCAGAAGAAAUGGCAAGAGAAGGAAGGCAGGAAAGUCCAUCUGAUCUCGUUCGCCUGGACAUCGGGCAGCUCUCAGACCAAACCCACCAGGAGGACAAAUGCAGCAGCGGGAGUUUGGGAGCUUUUAAUGAUGCACCGAAUGACUUGCUGAGCCUGGGGGGUGCAAAGAGUUCAGAGUGCUUCUGUGAAAGUAAAAAUACAGUGACGUUGAGUAAAAAGGAAGAGGAGGGGCCAACCUCUGCUCGAGGCUCUGGGACUAUAUCAGAUGAGAAGGACCGCACAGUGAGCCCGUGUGCAAGCGUAAACGGUGCCGUAAAUCUUCCAUCCUGCGGAAAUACAAAUGAGGAAGCUGGAAUGACAUCUGCUGGCGUUGGUUUGGACCAAGCCGGCUUGUGCAGUAAAGAUAGCCUCCAUCAGGAGGUGCAGGCUGCCGAGGAGAGUGCGGCUGACAGUGCUGUUACUGGGGGUGAAACUGCAGGCGAAGCCCCGGCUUCCUUGGAGGGCGCGGAUGUGGCUAUGGGCCAAACCGAAUGCAGGAACUGUACGGGGGCGGCUGAGAGAGCUGCGGGCCGGCAGCAGGUAGAGGAUGGGAUGGCUGAGGCCGGUGAAAGGAGGACUACAAACCUAGAAGAGCAAUCGCCAGCUAAGGAAGAGUCAGCCGGUGCUGCUCAGCCCUUACUCAGUGGGGUUAAUGGCACUGAGUGUGUGGAUGGGGAGGAUGCAAAUGUGGGAUUGGUACUGGCAUGUGAUGGUAUGACAUCUGUUGACCUUUGCAAGACUGGUGAUAACAAAGAGACUGGAGUGGACUCGUGCACUGAUGAGGUAAACAGUGGCUUCUUGGAAAGCCAAGGUGAUGCUCACGUCUCAGUGAAGCGGGAAGUCACUGCGAGCGCCGGGGCGGUGUUGCCAGCAAUGAAUGGAGUGAAGGUUCCUGCGGGUGCAUCAAAACCUGGUCCUGGUUUGGAAAUCCACGGCAGCGGGGAGCGAGAAGGGCAGGUGGAAGCAGGUUGCACAGACGGGAAAUCCAGCUCGGAAGACAGUGUGGAAGCUGAUGGCCCUGAUGCUAAACCUGAAAACGAUGAUGUUGGUGGAUCUAAUCAAAGCAGUGCAGAACCUGCGUGUUGCCAGGAGAGCGGUAAGGUCGCUGAACGUGUGGCUGAAGCAAUAGAGGGCCGCGAAGCCCCAGAAGGGGAGACAGUAGGAACUGAUACCAGCAGCAGCGGAGAUGGGGGAAGUGCAGAUUCUGCAGAUGGAGCUCAGGAAGUUGCUAGCUGCUGCCCUUCUGCUGAUCAAACUGUCGUUAACGAUGAAAUGGGUGACGGCUUAAAACCGGACGCUGCUCAAGAGAGCAAAAGUGAGCCUGCAUCGCUCCCUCCGGAGGAGGCGAGCACAUGCCCGGCGGAAAAAGAACCUGCACAAAGCAAAGCAGAGAGAGCAGAGAGCGCUUCGGAGCAGGAGGGGCUGAGCGGGGAGAUGAAACCCCUCGCCCCCCUACCCGGAGGAGGAGGACCGGCUGCGAGUCCGGAGGGAGAUGCUGCAGUGGCACCUCCAGGGCUGGAGGCAGCUCUGCAAGGUAACGACCCUGGAUCGGCUCCGUGUGCCAAGGGCGCAGACUGCGCGGAGGAUAAUUUAAUAGGCACACCCUCUGUAAUUCAUAAUGAACCUAAACAAAACCAGGAAGCGGCGGCGGCGGCAGGCUCGGCAGAGCUCGCCCGGCAGCGCGGCGGGGAGCAUGGCAGGGUAGCUGCCAGGGCCGGCUGGCCUGGGGACCAUGCGGGGGACGAGGGCUCUCCGGAGCAGAGGCUUUCGCAGCAGGGUGAAGGAGGCAAAGCUGAGCCUGACGGGGAGGCUUGUGCAAGUGGCCAGGAGCAGGUUUUGUCGGAGGAACUUCUUGCCUCUGUUGUGAAACCCCCGGCCUGCGCCCAGGGGGGGCCCGCGGCAGGCGGCAGCGGUGCGGAUGGUGGGCUGGAAGGGACGGUGGCCGCCGAAGAAGCAUGUGAGACCAGGGCAGCGGGGGCAGGAGAAGGCGCCAUGCACGGACCCCUGUCGGCAGGCGAGUCACCGGGUGCGGAGAGCAACCCUCGUCCCGAUGCAGGGCUGAACCGAGAACCUGAUCCCAGUCAAACCCAACAGCGAACCUCCCCGCACAGCAGCACCCCUGAGUUAAAGGAUGCUUCAGAAGCGGGAGCCCCGAGCGAUGCCUGUGAGGGUAAGGAAGCAUUAAGGCCGGUGGCAAUAACCCCCGUUGCAGCGUAUCCGGCAGAGCAGGAGGAUAUGGAAAGCAUGCUUCCCCGGGCAGCGCUUCAGCCCAUCGCGGAAGAGCCCAUGUGCGACAGCGACUCCAGCACCGACACCGUUUGUCCGGCUGGCGAGAGCGACGCUGGUCCCGCUGCAAAAGCAGCUCAGGGGGAGGUCUUGGCUGAGCCCGAUGGAAAGCAAAGCCAAGCUGUACCCGAAUCGCCCUUCUCGCCGUGUUCGUGCCGUUUACAUGCUGUUGAGUCACUGGAAAAUGUGGGAGUAAAGAGUUUGGUUUCGGCAGAUGAUGGCUCCUCUCUGGAUAAAGUUCCUAAAAUGGUAAAAAGUUUUGAUGCGGUGGUUUUUGCAGCAGAGACACCUUAUUCCCCUGAAUUACCAUCCGCAGAAAAAGUGGGGCUUGAGCCCCAGGCUGCAGUGGAUGUAGGAGCCAGCAUGAAUGGAGAAAUGGAUUUCAGUUCCUCCACAAAGAAGAGGAACGUCAGCCCGGCAGUGCAACGAGCUGAGCCUGUUACAGGGAAGUUGGAAAUGAAAACUGAAGACGAGGUGGAUUUUCGGAAAGAUCGCAACGAGAGCACAGCCCGUGAGGAAGCGAGAUGCUGUUGCGUGCACCCGGUCAGGUAUUUAGCAGUCUUACCGGUGCUGUCAGCAACUUUGGACCUUGGGAACGGCAUUAACUCCUGGUUUACGGGAUGGAUAAGGUUGCGCCGCUGGGUUCAUCCGACGGCUUCGGUUGUCUAA
This is a messenger RNA of Charadrius vociferus (killdeer), 4035 nucleotides long. Its product is annotated as A-kinase anchor protein 13-like. The record is from RefSeq and is a predicted model, not a curated record. The transcript has 9 exons. Gene Ontology annotation, biological process: regulation of Rho protein signal transduction; adrenergic receptor signaling pathway; positive regulation of canonical NF-kappaB signal transduction. Gene Ontology annotation, molecular function: MAP kinase scaffold activity. NCBI's taxonomy places the organism in Eukaryota, Metazoa, Chordata, Aves, Charadriiformes, Charadriidae. The coding region runs from base 1 to 4035 and encodes 1344 amino acids. Gene Ontology annotation, cellular component: membrane; actin cytoskeleton.